AUGCGGGCCUUGUGGAGCAGGCGGGGGCUGGCUGCGGCGUCCUCGCUGGCCCUCGGCCUGGGGCUGGGAGCGGCGCUGCCCGGGAGGCGGCGGGGGCCGCCGGAGGAGGGAGAAGCGGCGGGAGGGCUGCUGGCUCGGCUGCCGGUGGUGCCCGUGGCGGCGGCGGCGGCGGCGGAGAGUGGGUCAGGGGAGCUGGCCAAGUACGGCCUGCCGGGGCUGGGGCAGCUGCGGAGCCGGGAGUCCUACGUGCUGUGCUACGACCCGCGGAGCCGGAGCGCCCUCUGGGUGGUGGAGCGGCUCAGCGCGGCCGGCCUGAGCGGCGCCUCCGAGCGGGCCGCCUGCGACUUCCGCGAAGACGACUCGGUGCACGAGUACCACCGCGCCUCCAACGCCGACUACCGCGGCAGCGGCUUCGACCGGGGCCACCUGGCCGCCGCCGCCAACCACAAAUGGAGCCAGAAGGCCAUGCUCGACACCUUCUACCUGAGCAACAUCGCCCCCCAGAAUCCUCAUCUGAAUCAGAAUGCCUGGAAUAAUCUGGAGAAAUACUGCAGGAGCUUAACCAAAUAUAACAAGAAUGUCUACGUCUGUACCGGACCACUUUUUCUACCCAGGAUGGAAGGAGACGGGAAGAUGUAUGUGAAGUACCAGGUGAUCGGCAAAAACCACGUGGCCGUCCCCACCCACUUCUUCAAAGUGCUGAUCCUGGAGAAGCCCGGCGGAGAGUUAGAGCUGCGCUCCUACGUCAUGCCCAACUGCCCCGUGGACGAGAAGCUUCCCCUGGAGCGCUUUCUGGUGCCCAUCGAGAGCAUUGAGCGGGCCUCGGGCCUGCUCUUUGUCCCCAACAUCCUGAAGAGAACGAGCAACCUGAAAGCCAUCACGGCUGGCGGCAAGACCUAAUCUUCCUCCAGACUUUUUUCCAGUGGCUGCCGGCAGAGCCGUCGUUCGUUGCAGUGCUUCCUCAAGUGGGUUUUGCAGGGGAAUUAAUCUUCUGCCCAGCUGCCCUUCAGGGGACCAGGUUGCAACACAGCCUGAUUGCCGCUUCUAGAUCUGCUUGGGACCUCUUUGGGCAAGGAAAUCAUCCCCCUUCUGGCCUCAAUGGUAGCAGAGUCUAGCUGCUGGGCUUCACCAUCAGGCAGGGCCGGAUCUAGGAGAGGGGCAGAGGGGGGUGCUUGCCCCAGGCGCCUCCGGAGGGGGGGGCGCCAAAUUGGGUAUGGAGUCCAUUCUGUUCUAUGGGCCCAUAAGGUAGAAUGGGCGCAUAAGGGGGCGCCUUUUUUAAUUUUGCUCCCCCUCAAAAAACAUGUAGAUCCAGUCCUGCCAUCAGGAAGGUGCCCAGAGCUCUACGGCUGUGGGGGAGGCAGGCCUGAGAAGGCUGGAUCCUGCUCCCGUAACAGCCGUUCACCCUUUUAAGGGUAUUCACUGGAAGGGGGCUGAAAGCAACCUAGUUUUUAGCGGCCAACAGCAGGGCAGAACUCGAUGUUGCGAGAGACUUGUGCAGCCCUGAACUCUCUGUGUUUUUUUCCUUGCAAAGUCAACGUGGAGGUUUUGUUUUUGCAGAGGGCUAGUCAGUGGAUGGGGGGUGGGGAGGGAACAUUGCAGUCUUAUCCGUCGGGAUCCGGGUGGUUCGAAGUGGCAUCCUCGGGACCCCGAACCGGAACCUAUUCUGGUGAAGGGUCAGAAACAUCACGAAGUGAAGGAGAUUCUCGAUGCUAAAGUUCAAAGGGGGGUCCUGCACUAUUUGGUCCGCUGGUGCUACUUUCCUCCCAGCUGUUCUGCAAACAUCUUCCCCCUCCCCAAAUUUAAUUGCCACCAAAUAUGUUGAAAAUAAGCUUGGUAAAGGUAAAGCAGUGGGUGGGUGGGGGAACUUGGAAGAAUUACAAAGGCUGGCCUAUUUCUUCGGCCCUUGCAUUUAUGUCACCUUCCAAACCCUCUAGCCUCUUCUUCCUGUUUUGCCAAGAUACCAUGCAGUUUGUCCCAUUGAACCCAAGCUGAUUUUUCUACUAGUUCCUGCAAGUGCUGCUUUCUGGGAAUAAAAAAAAGGUGAAAAUGCCAAAACAAAA
This is a messenger RNA of Heteronotia binoei (common prickly gecko), 2060 nucleotides long. RefSeq names its product endonuclease G (gene ENDOG). The coding region runs from base 1 to 900 and encodes 299 amino acids. Gene Ontology annotation, molecular function: metal ion binding; nucleic acid binding; RNA endonuclease activity. Gene Ontology annotation, cellular component: mitochondrial inner membrane; nucleus. The transcript has 3 exons. NCBI's taxonomy places the organism in Eukaryota, Metazoa, Chordata, Lepidosauria, Squamata, Gekkonidae. The record is from RefSeq and is a predicted model, not a curated record. Gene Ontology annotation, biological process: apoptotic DNA fragmentation.